CUCUGUGGGGACAGGAGCACUCUACUCUCCAGCUGGGACAAAAAACUGUUUUUUCAAGUCUUUUGAGGAUCAUUUGUUAACUUUCUUUGGAUUAAAACUUUGUUUUCUUGUUUGACUUUCGGAUCAAGAGAAGCUGUGGAGAACUUUUUUAUUUUUCUUCCCCCCCAGCUGUGUCAUCUUUCUUUGCGUCUCUAACUUGAAGUUUGAGUAUGACACUCGGCUGCAGUGUAGUUGUGCUCAUCUUUUAUCUCACAGCUGGCUCAGAGGCAACAGUGUACGACACCUACACUGACUUUGUAGAAGAGGACUCCACACCUCAACUAGACUACAAAGAUCCGCACUGGUGUCAUUCUCCACAUCUGCCCAAUGGGGAGGUGAUCUGCCAUUCCCCUCGAGGUGGAGGUCACCAGAGCACGUUGGAUACCCGCUGCGAGAUGACCUGCGACCGAGGAUACCGGCUGAUAGGGAAGAACUCGAUUCAGUGCCUCGCCAGCCGUCGUUGGUCUGGGACUUCUUACUGCCGCCGGAUGCGUUGCCAUGUGCUACCCCUCAUCCCAUACGGCAGAUACACCUGCACUGAAGGCUUCGUGGUGGACUCCAGAUGUGAUUUCACAUGUGACACUGGCUACCGCGUAGAGGGGGAACACUCACGCACCUGUCAGCACGGGGGGACAUGGACCGGGGUGCAGCCAGUUUGUUCAGAUACUGAUCCUCCAAAGAUUAGGUGUCCUCUGUCCAGACUCAAGAUUGCAGAGCCUGGAAAACUCACUGCCAGUGUGAACUGGGACCCCCCCACUGCCUCGGAUACUGCUGAUAAAUCACUCGAUGUGAUAUUAGUAGGCCCGGAGCCAGGCAGUGACUUCAAAGAGGGACCUCACAUAAUCCGGUACAAGGUGUAUGAUCAAGCCAGGAACAGAGCUGCCUGCAAGUUUAUCGUUCGUGUUGAGGUGAGAAGAUGCCUUGAACUUUCUCCACCUCUGCACGGCUACCUCACCUGCUCCUCUGAUGGGAAUAACUACGGAGCAACUUGUGAGUACCACUGUGAUGCAGGAUAUGAGCGGAGGGGGGUGUCGAGCCGCGUCUGUCAGUUCAACCGCAGCUGGGCUGGAAGUCCUGCUGAGUGUGUCUUAAUGGAGAUUAAAUCAGACGUAAAGACAACGGCUGCUCUCCUGGAUCAGUUCUAUGAAAAGAGGAGGCUGCUGAUCCUAUCUGCACCCAACAUCUCUGACCCGGACUACCAGAUGCAGAACAUCAUGAUACAAAAAUCAGACUGUGGAUUAGACCUGCGACACGUAACAGUGAUCGAGAUCCUGGGCUCCCCGCCACGUGAGACGGGUCGCAUCAAGGAAAGUCAACUGACCUCUGAAGUCAUUGAGGGUUUGAGGCAGGUUUUCAGGAUCUCCAGAUCCUACUUCAGCAUGGUGCUCCUGGAUGAGCGCGGACGAGACCGAGAGCGCUUCAUUAUCCCGAUGGCUUCAGAUGAGCUCUUCUCCUACAUCGAUAGCUUCCUGCUGGACGAAGAGGAACGUGAGAGGCUCGAGCUCCACAGAGAAUUCUGUGAUUAGUUUGAUAAAAGCACUCUGGUUGCAACGUUGAUAUUCGUCAGUAUUACUAACACAAGAUGAGGAGGGACAAGCAAGAAAAUAGGUCCAGAAGAACUGCAGGAGGGGGAAAAAAAGUGGACAAGAAUGCAGUUUGUCACGUUCAAAUGUGAUCAGUAUACGACACUGAAGUGCCAUUACUGUUUCUCUGUAACAAAUCAUCAGCUGAGAUUCAGAGGCCAGAAAAUCGUCACCACAUCUACAGAAAAUACAGCAGGGGAUAAAGCACAUAUACAUAAAAGCAUAAAAUAAGAUUGGAUGCAUGUUUUUAAGAAGCUGUUUUUGUCAAAUUAUUGCCUAAUAUUAGACAGAAUGAUUAACUAAUUCAGUCAACUCGAGUUGGUGGGGGCAGAUUCAAAGACUCUGGCAAGCCAACAACUGCUGCUACAAAAGACUACUGACAACAACAUGAGCAGACAGAUUGCCUUUAAGUCAGCAGGUAUUUGAGUGUUUGGGUUUGGUCAAUUUUUAUUGGGUGAACAGAAUAUUCAAGGCAACCUUGAGGUAAACAUGGAUCUGAUCACACUCCAGUAGGAAGUUAACAGUUCAAAUCUACAUUUAAAUCUACAAAUAGACAAAUUUAAUUAUUUCAAAUAAGGCUUUUCAUGCUACUAAUAUAAAUAUAUUUUUUACAUAAUAGUAGUAACGCAAAGUACAAUGGAUACAUAAUAGUGUGGAUUAAAACAAGCACAAUUUGUUGUAUGCAAUAGCAGAAAUUUUGUGUAACAUCAGUCUAUAAUGGAUUGUUUUUCAAAAUAUCAGUAAUAAAGAAAAGAGUAACAAAAUUACACAAUUUCUGUGCUGAGUGAUGUGUGUGAUUUUGAAUUGAGCCUGAAAUUAAAAACAUAUGACUGUCAGUGCUCCUUGAAUAAAUCAAGAGUUUAGUGUUGUGAUGCUUUGGCACAUUUUUAACAGUAACAUCUGUUUGCAGUCGGCAGGAGACGUGCUAGAGUCCGAGGAGGCAGGUGUGAGCAGAUAUUUAAUGUUCAGCGUGUCUGCUUACAGCCAAUCAACUGAGUCUAUUCAUCUCCAAGUGCAAGUCUGUUGCAAUAAUCUUACUAAAUAAAAUAAAUCCACAAUCAAAUAUUUGUUUCAGACCC
Messenger RNA from Scomber japonicus (chub mackerel), 2701 nucleotides. It is a transcript of the gene srpx2, whose product is annotated as sushi-repeat containing protein X-linked 2. The record is from RefSeq and is a predicted model, not a curated record. The transcript has 10 exons. Bases 210 to 1565 code for a protein of 451 amino acids. NCBI's taxonomy places the organism in Eukaryota, Metazoa, Chordata, Actinopteri, Scombriformes, Scombridae.